This is a messenger RNA of Scatophagus argus, 4602 nucleotides long. Its product is annotated as GTPase IMAP family member 9-like. The coding region runs from base 281 to 1297 and encodes 338 amino acids. NCBI's taxonomy places the organism in Eukaryota, Metazoa, Chordata, Actinopteri, Scatophagidae. The transcript is spliced from 2 exons. The record is from RefSeq and is a predicted model, not a curated record. Gene Ontology annotation, molecular function: GTP binding.
CAGAAACUCACUGAAGGGUGACUGCUACUGCAUGCAACAAAAUUACAGUUCUUAGUACAUAAACAUCACUGUGUAUGUGUUUUUUGUAGCCAGAUGACAUCUAUAUAUUAAUUAAGUAAAAAUGAUGUCUCUGAAAUAUAGAAAGAGAGUGGUUAAAUUUCACUUUUGGUUUCAGUAUUACUUUGAUAUCCACUGUGACUAUUUACAGGAAUGGCAUGCUGUAAACGACCAACUGACAAAGAGGAGAAGGAGCAUCUGAACUGCACUCUGUAACCCAAACAUGGCCAGCAAAUACUACUACGAACAAAAUGGUCUGAGGAUAGUGAUGGUUGGGAAGACUGGUAAUGGGAAGAGUGCCACUGGAAACACCAUUCUGGGACGACAAUGCUUUGAAUCAAAGUUCAGUGCAAAAUCUAUGACUGUAGACUGUGCUUCAGCCAAAGCUGUGGUGGAUGGGCAAAAGGUUGCUGUUAUCGACACCCCAGGCCUGUUUGACACCAGAUUUGGCAUGGACAAAACGGGUCAAGAUAUACGCCAAUGCAUCUCUUAUGCUCUUCCCGGACCCCAUAUAUUCCUGGUUGUCAUCAGGCUGGGCAGAUACACUGAAGAGGAAAAGCAGACGGUGCAAAAGAUUCAAGAAAUCUUUGGCCAGGCAGCAGAUAGAUAUAGCAUGGUUCUCUUCACUGGUGGUGACCUUCUUGAAGACACCACUAUUGAGGCAUUCUUGGAAGAUUGUUCUGAUCUGCAGGAACUCGUGGGCAGAUGUAACGGCCAGUACCAUGUCUUCAAUAACAAGAUAAAGGAUCACACUCAGGUCACUGAGCUGCUCCAGAAGAUCAGAUGUAUAGUCCAGAGGAACGGAGGAAGCCACUACACCAAUGAGAUGUUCCAAGAGGCAGAGAGGGCAAUCGAAGAGGAGAAACAACGCAUCCUGAAAGAGAAAGAGGAACAGAUACAAAAAGAGAGGGAGGAACUGGAGAGGAAACUUCAGAAAGAACAUGAAGAAAAGCUGAGGAAAUUUCAUGAGUUAUUCCAGGCUGAGCGAGAAAGGGAGAGAAGACAGAGAGAGUUGGAAAGAAGGAGAGAAAUGGAGAGAAGGGAGAGGGUGAGAAGAAGGGAGAUGGAGGAAAGAGAGGCAGAAAGGAGGAGAGAAGAACAGGAAAGACAGAGGGAGAUUGAAAAUAUGAAGAGACGUUUAGCGGAACAACGCGAAAGGGAAUUAGAAGAGGAAAGACAAAGGUUGAGAAGGCAAGCACAGCAGCAAGCUGAGUCAAAUGAUGAUUGUACAAUCCUCUGAUUUUGUUUUCCUGUCUUAAUGUGUGAGAUACUCAGCUGAGGUAAACUAUUUCACUAUUUAUCACUGCUACUAAUUAAGAGGAAAAAACAAUCAAACAUGCCUUUUCAUUAUAACACUAGAUGGUAACUGAUCAGCCAUAAACCUACUUUUAAAACUGAAUGCGAAAAAUCACUCCUCAUCCUAUUGAAAAUAGGACUGUCAAUGACAUGGACAACCAUAUUAUGAAAUACUACAACAGUUCAAGUUCUUUCUUUGUCAGGACCAGCUUGUUUAACAUGGAUACUAUGCAUCAAAUCAAUAUGACAUGGAGUUCCCCAGGGCUCAAUUCUCAGACUAUUUCUUUUAGCCAUUUCAACAAAUACAGGUAACCCGAAGUUCUUUGCCAGGAAACCAGUGUAUAAAAACCAACAAAAUAAAAAUCAAGAUUAAACACAUAAACAACUUAAGUGUAUGGGUACAUCAAAGAGUUAGGUACCAUGAAACAUUUCCUUCAAAAACUCACACAAUUAUUUCCAAUGGGCAACUCUCAGGCAAGUUCAGUUUUUGCUGCCAGAGUUUAAAGGACGAAAAAAAACCCUGAACCCUUCACAGUUGAACAUGCAUCAACGUGAUGAGGGAUAAGAACUACCUGUAAGACAGAAUCCAUCUUUAGCAAAAAAUUAUGUUAUACAUACCUUGAGUUUUGAGUUCCCCCAGCAGUGUGAGUUACUUCAGUGCAAAUUCUACUUUCUGCAUUCUUUGUAAAAUAACAACACAAGCAAUUCUUGGCACAAUCUGGAACACCACAGUACGUCUAGAGUGCACUAGAACCGAAAUAAAACUAGCACCAACCAGAACCACUGAAGACAGGACCAGUAAUAAUUAUCAACCACAUACUGUACAAGGUUUGUUGUACCUGGCUCAUGGAUGUUUUGAACUUGGCUCACCAUGCUUUGGCACUUGGCCGCUCUCACAUCUGGAUCUCUGUGAGAGAAGAGACUGCAGACCACUACAUGUGGCUGGUCUCCAGAGCUUUAGGUCUUGCUUCUUCCUGUUCUUCGCAGCAGUAUCCAAAGUUUUCUUUAGAUCUCUUUAAGAACGGGGAGAGAAGUCAACCUAAACAAAACUACCAAUAGCCAUGCCAUAAAAUCUACCUGUAUGAAGUUUACAAUGAUGAAUUUUUGGUGACAUUCAGUUGAUUAAAGGCAUACUUGACAGGGCUCAGGUGAGUCAAAUUAAAAUGCUCACCAUGGGAAAUUACAAAAAGUUGCAAGGAAGGAGUUUAGCAGAUGCAAAUAUUGUUAACAGAAUAAGAAUUCUUAUUUCAUUCUCUCUUCCUCCUUUGAUCCAAUGGCUGCUUGACGAUGAUUGACAAGUCUAAUUAUUUUGUAGAAACGUCAUGCAUUCGAAUGAAACCUUACAAACUGCUCUGAUUAUUAAACAUGUCAAUAAACCAGCUAUGCUAACAUUAAUCCUCAGCCAAAACAACAAAAGCAUUCAUUUCAUAGCUGUCACAAGCUAAGAAAAACUCGAUCACUGCAAAGUAACGCAUUGUAAUUACUGACAAAGCAAUCCCUGGCAGGAAAACUGUCCUGCCCUGCUGGCUGCACAUCAACAACUGUAGAUUCCAUCACAUAACGCAAACUAAUAGGCUAGGAGUUGAUUUAGUUCGGCACCAACGCAGCUGAAUUUAUUUGACCAAUUUAAAAUUGGUCUGUUAUUAAUCUCAGCUACAUAAACAUCCAGUCUGUUAUAAACACAUAAUACUUGAACAUGCAGAAUUUAUAUGACAUUUUUUACUCUACCAACUCCUGAAAGUGCUUUAAAACACUUCACACAUUGACCCAUUCACACACACAUUCAUACAAUAAUGACAUAUGCAGUGUGCUGACCUGCUCAUCAGAGGUGAAACAGAGCUUCUUAUAAAACACAGCCCACAAUAUUUCCAUGCUCAUUCACACAUGCACUCACACAACAUCUAGCAGAAUCUACCCUGUACCAUCUAUCAUCAGUAGCAAUUUGGAUCAGAGCUGGAAAGUGACUCAUAGACCUUCUGACUGGUCAAUGACCUGCUCUACCUUCUUAGCCACAGCUGCUCCUAAAAUGAUGCCUUGACAGUGCUUACUUAGGACCACACUGCACUGACAGCGGUGACUGUUCUGACCUCUGCCUUGUUCCAGCUGUGUCCAGAUUAGAUGAUCCUGACUAACCAGGGAGCAGCAUUUGAACCUUCUCUCAUGCAUUCCCCAUGUCCACCAACGUCACCUUACGCUGGUGGAAGCCUGCAAGUGGGCUAAGGAGAAUGCUGUGGGCAACAGACCAGCAGAGAUAUAACAGUCAAGAGACCUGCCCCUCAUGCCACGGGAAAGAGUGUUCCCGAAGAACCUCUGAAAGAGAGAUGUUUUGAAGUGAUUUGCCUCACCAUUUGUGGUAGUGUCUCAGCUAAGGCCAGACCAGCCAGUUUACAUCAUCAGCCAAGAAGGCACAGAGGCACCUACAUGGACACUGCAUCAUGACAACAUUUAACCCUGUGGAUGGCUGCUGGAGCCUCCACUCUCAGGGAAGGCUCCAAGCCUCCACCUGAAAAGGUUGGGGAAAAAUGUCAAAGUUGAAAUUGAUGUUCAUGGCAGUCUGAAGAGGUCAAAAUGUGAACAGAGUAUUCAAAUUAAUCAACUACUAAUAUCACAUAUGGAUUUCCUUCCCAGAAGUAGUGUUCAUGUUCUUGCAGUGUGAUAUUUUUCAGUACUGUUGUGUAAUGUUGAAUAAAUGCUUUAAUUUCAAUAUGGAUCUGAUUUGUGUGUGCGUGUGUGUGUGUCAACUCUUAGCCUGUUGAAUUAUGAAACUGAUUCUCUGGGAAUGGUAAAGAUAUACUUUAUACAACUGACACUUGACUCCAUCUACCCUGGUGAACCUUUUAUCAUAAGUUACUUUAUACAAUGAAGAGAAUUUUGUAAGAAAUAACUGUGGUUACCAAUGAAAAAAGGAGAACCAGCAGUUCAGAGAGAUAUCGGUGACAUAGCUAGAAAGGAACAUUUGUGAGUUUGGUUGCUUGAUCUUUUGUCUUUUCUUCAGGAAAAAAGAAAUAAUACAACGCAGAGCUAAAGGCUGAAUACCUGCAUGCUAGUAGUACAAUGGUACUGAAACUCCUCUCAGAAUUGCUCUGAUUCACCACCAACAACAUAUCAAGCAUACAUCAAGUACUAAUCUUUUCUGAUGACAUUUCACAGGUUAAUGUGCAGACAAGAACAAAACUAAUUAGACCAGAACGGCAGUAGUGAGUAGUAACGACAUAUGCUUGUCAUCUUCUUUUAUUUGUCAUGAAAAGU